Topomyia yanbarensis is the source of this 2039-nucleotide messenger RNA. Its product is annotated as ovochymase-2-like. The transcript has 4 exons. Bases 60 to 1769 code for a protein of 569 amino acids. Gene Ontology annotation, biological process: proteolysis. The record is from RefSeq and is a predicted model, not a curated record. Lineage: Eukaryota; Metazoa; Arthropoda; Insecta; Diptera; Culicidae. Gene Ontology annotation, molecular function: serine-type endopeptidase activity.
CAGUGAGCUAUGAUCGGGCGGUUUAGCACAGCUCCAAUCGGACAAGUUCAAGUGUUAUCAUGUGGGUAAUCCCCGUUUUUGCAUUGUUAUUGAUGGUGUCAGCGAAUUACAGUUCGGCUGCUAAAGGAGUUCCAUGUGGGCAGAAGCAGCUCACUUUUCUCGCAUACAUAUAUAAAGGAAACGCUGCCCUAGAAGCGGAAUGGCCAUGGCAUGCUGCUGUUUUCCGGAAGCAGAGUAAUGGAGGAGAAGACUACAUUUGUGGAGGAAGCGUGAUCAGUGAGAAUUUUGUACUGACUGCUGCGCAUUGCACGGUUUCGUUUCGGAUGUCCCUCUCGGCAGAUAACUUCCUAGUCAAGUUGGGAUUGCACAACAAGAGUUACCCAAGUGAGCACUCCAGAACACACGAAGUGGUGGAAGUCAUCCGGCAUGAUUCGUUCAACAUAAAUAACUUGAGAAAUGAUAUUGCAUUACUUAGAACCGAGGAGGACAUCACAUUCUCUGAUUACAUCCAACCAAUUUGCCUUUGGCCAGUGGAAAAAUCCGAACUGAAUUCGAUCCUUAGCUCUAGGGGAACUGUAGCUGGGUGGGGAGUCGGAGAUGAGUACAAACUGGUUGACAUAUUGCAGCAAGCCACUCUGUCGGUAGUGGAUUAUGCUACUUGUUUGAAGAGUAAACCGGAGCAUUUCAGUAAGCUGCUAUCAGAUGACAAAAGUAACUUUUGUGCUGGAAACCAAAAUAUGACGAACGUAUGUGAUGGAGAUAGUGGAGGAGGGAUGUACUUUAAAAUAGAUAACGCCUGGUACAUUAGAGGUAUUGUAAGUGCUGGAGCGCGUUCGGAAACCGGAAGACGGUGUGAUCCUCAGCAGUUCGUUACCUUCACCGAUAUACCGUACUACCUAAGGUGGAUUUCACAGCAUCAAGAAAACGUCAAAAAACGGAACUUGCUUAAUUUGGGAAGUUGUGGGUUGGAUUCUUAUAACAUCACAAUUCCUGAGAGUAAAAAAUCAGUGUUUCUGCAAUAUCCUUGGACUGCUAUGCUUGAGUUUAAAAUGGAAAGCUCGCCCUCGAUUCAAACUAUUUGUAAUGGUGCGCUCAUACAUCCGAGAUUCGUUAUCACCGCUGGGCACUGUGUUGAUAGUAGUAUCAGAAAACUUAAAUUAAAAUCCGUUCGAUUAGGAGAGUUUAAUCUCAAAACAAAUCCGGACAGUGGAAAAUCAUUUAGUGGCGAAACUGUUUCCACAACAACGCAGUCUAUCGAUGUCGAGAAAGUGUUCAAACAUCCUCAAUUUAAUAGCCCAAGGUACGAUAAUAACGUCGCACUCCUGAAGCUGAAGCACCCGGCCGACGCAACUAGAUCAAAUGUGAAACCAAUCUGCCUACCGACGUUGGAGGACUACAAUGAGAUAUACACGAUCAGUGGCUGGCGCCGUGUCGGUAGGCAGUCACACAUUCUAAAACGAGAUACUGCUCUAUUGGAAGAUCACGAGAAAUGUAGGUCCAUUUAUGGUAAAAUCAACAUAAGUUUAAGUUCCGAUGGUAAUCAAAUCUGCGGAACCUAUUACCAUGAAAAUGUCCACGAUUGCUUCCAUUUUAUGAGUGGAGCACCAUUACAGUAUGUGAAAAAUGCUGAUCGCAAAAAUCAAUACUUCCUGAAAGGAUUAUUUUCGUUUGGAUUUCCAAAAUGUCAACUAAAUUACACGGAUGUGUUUAUCAAUAUCAAUAGGUACGCGCAGUGGAUCGCGAGCAUUGUGAUGGAUGAAGAAGCUUGAAAAAGUAAUAAAAUGUUUAGUGUAGAAUAUUAUAUACAUGAAUAGAGCUUUUAUUUCAGUGAAUUUUUACGAUCAAGAAUACUGUCUAUGAGUAGGUUGGGCCAAAAAAAAAUUGGAAGAUCCAUGAUGCUUAAGCUUUUUUGAUAUGAAUAAGAACCGUACCUUAAAUUUGGUGGACUUUCAUUAACGUCUAGAGGUCUACCGCAGCUCAUACUACUUCUUGAAAUUUUUUUAAAUUUUGGGACAAUUUUCGUUGUUGGAAUAUCUAUU